Molecule: messenger RNA, 1603 nt
Organism: Austrofundulus limnaeus
Lineage: Eukaryota; Metazoa; Chordata; Actinopteri; Cyprinodontiformes; Rivulidae
Gene: mzt2b
Product: mitotic spindle organizing protein 2B
Exons: 5
Coding region: 89-703 (204 amino acids)
Cellular component (GO): spindle; centrosome
Source: RefSeq, a predicted model, not a curated record
UGAUGACGUACUUUUAGCGCGACUCGAUCGCAAGCAGAGUUGUGGUCGUAAGCGAAUUUCUACACGCUAAACAUUCAGCUUUAACGUGAUGUCUCAGCAAACACAACAAACGGGACCCGCUCCUGACUCUCCUGCCCUGGUGGUCACAUCAAACGUGCAGAAAUAUGCCAUCAAGAAGAAAAAAGUCCUCAGUGCUGAAGAAAGUGAGCUGUUUGAACUGACGCAGGCUGCAGGUGUCACUUUGGAUCAGGAGGUUUUUAAGAUCAUAGUGGACUUGUUGAAAAUGAACGUGGCUCCUCAAGCCGUCUUUCAAACUCUGAAGGCAAUGUGUGCAGGUCAGAGAGUGGCUGAAAGCUGUGGAGAGUCUUCAGCUGCCUCCGUCACGAGCAUGACCACAGCACCUGCAGAGGUCAAAGAAGAAGAUUCUUUGGUCUCUGGAAAAAGCCCUAAGGCUCCUGCAGCACUCCACUCAGCAUCAGGCCCCAGAGCCACAAGGGUCAACACUAAGAUUGUGGUCUAUGGCCCCCAAGACGCUAGCCCUGCUCACUCUCAAGCUGUGCGCAGUAGAGCUGGAGCAGGUCAAAGUGAGAAAAGCAGAGAUGCUCCCAGCCAGAAGGCGCAGCGGCAGCCCAGCACCACUAGAGGGCAGAAGACUAAGAGCUCUGGCAGCAGCAGCUCUUCUUCACAAAUCAACUCCACAUAAGCCUCAAACUAAAGAGGCAAUUUGUAAAAAUGUAGGUUUUGUUACAUUUUAAUGUCUAUAUUUCAUUUGUUGCAGGUUUAAAGAACUGAUUUGUUUAACAAAUGUCUGACCAAAUGUAUUCUUUCUUUGUUUUGUGUAAAAAUAUUGAUUUUAUGAAAUCUGGGUUUUGGAUCAAAGCUGCCUCUUUUGUGUUGGUUCAAAUGGCAGCAAAUACUGUAAGAAAUAUAUAUUUACUCCAGAGAUGGUAUUUGAGUUAGGUGCUUCUCUUGUCAGCUAACACUGGACAAUAAGAGGCAAAAGAAACUGGAAGCAUAUGUUGCAUGCCAAAAAUUAGUUUCUAUUACAUUUAAAUGAUCUCUUUCACCAGCUGGCUAUGUUUGACACUCCUGAAAAAAACUGAUUUUACUCUGUUCAUGUUUUUUUAAUACAGUUCUUCUCUUUAUUUGUAGUACUGCUGCUUACCUUACAAAAUGCAACAAUGGCUAAAGAAAAACUAGUUGUUGAGAUGAGGCACUGAGUUGCCAUGUGACUGACAGAUAAGCUAUUUGUGUUAAGAAGCAUUUGAACAAGUGGACCAAGUAAAGUGUCCUAAGUGUUUAAAACAAAAGAAUGUGCUUUGAGUAAGGUGGCUCAAAGCAUAACUUAGGCAAACAUCCACAAAUAAGACAAAAAGACUUGAUGAGUUUAUAGGAGAUUAAAUUACAGAGCUUUCUUAUAUUUAUAUUUGUUAUUGUAAUUUAACAUCUCAGUGCAUUCUUUUGUAACAUGUCUAAUUAACAAAGAUGACUCACUAAUUGUAUGAUUUUUCUAUUUGCAAGCUUUUUCUCAAUUUUCAGUUCACUGAUCUCAUUUAACUACUGUUUGAGUCCUAUAAAAUAAAAACAUCUAUUAAAUGGAAAA